UGUGAUCCUGUGUUCUCUGAUCCUCCUCUUCUUCAGAUGUCCCCUUCUUAACUCCUAAUAAGACAUAUCAUGUGGAGUCACUCUGCACAUGUUCAGUUUGGUGUGUUUUUUUUUUCUUGGGAGAGUGCAUGUGAUCAGCACAAGGCCAAUCAGCACUGUCCAGACAGAGGUCAGGGGUUCUGCAUCCUCCUAGAGCAGAAAGAAAACUCCUCCUAUAAGGUUUAACCAGUGCUCAGCUGGACACUGAUAGAAGCCACAAGACUGCUCUAACUGCUGAUGAGAAAAGGUAGUUAGCAGUUUAUAUUUACUAAAAUAA
Messenger RNA from Staurois parvus, 316 nucleotides. Lineage: Eukaryota; Metazoa; Chordata; Amphibia; Anura; Ranidae. The record is from the annotation of a GenBank genome assembly.